Messenger RNA from Monascus purpureus, 1945 nucleotides. The record is from the annotation of a GenBank genome assembly. NCBI's taxonomy places the organism in Eukaryota, Fungi, Ascomycota, Eurotiomycetes, Eurotiales, Aspergillaceae.
CCGCGAGAUCAAGUCCAAUGACUUCAAGGCUUCCCCGGACCCCGGCUUCUGGGGGAGUUCGGGGGGCCAGUCAAUUGCGGGUGAUAAUCGCCUAGGCGCACGCGCUGAACCUUCUCGGACGUUAUGCUCAUCACGGUAUCUUGGCCGGUCGCCAGCUGGGGGAAAGGAGAACCCCGCAUUUUUAAUCUAUUUGUUCCCUUGGAGAGUUUAUAAAGUUUCAAAACAUCAACGACCAGAAGACAACGGACGGCCUAGCACCUGCUAUCCCUCAGCGAUGAAUUCAAACCCUAAGAAACGCCUGCGGACGGAGGCUCAGCUCGCCCGCAAACGCCAUGCGGACAAAGUGAACCACAAGGCAAAACGAGACCGGACGAAGUCCCAGAUGGACAAACUCGAGGCGGAAAUGGUGCAGCUACGCCAACGGAUGAAGGAGAUUUCUGAUCGGUUGACUGCUCUGCAUGCCGAUGUGCUGAGAGGUCAGAAUGCCUAUACGCCUCCGACGGUGAAAGACCAGGCGUCUCCAGCUCCCACCAUCCCUUUGACGCCCGACCCUUGUUCCGGACAGGCCUCUCACUCCCCCUUCUCUCCUCCCCAGGCGCAUAAUAGCCUGGCUGGGCUUCCAGAUCUCAGUCCCGGUUACAGUUUCGAGAGCCUGUCCGCUCACUUCCAGCGAUAUUCCCCUUCUGCUACGCCGGCCAUUGCUUCUGCCAGCCUCAGUAUCAACCACGAUGCUCCUGCUUCUGCUGCUACCGCUACCGCAGCAACGCCCUUUGCACCACCAACCCCACAGCAAGCCCAAUCUCCUCCACAUUCCAGCAUACCCAGUCGUGCCACUGACGAUGAUAAUGGAAUCGAGUCACUCCUGGAUAUCUUAUUUGAGCAUCAGAAUCGGAUUCUCGUCGACUGUCGCUGUGGUGUGGAGCACAAGUCUCCCACCGAGUGUCUCGAAUAUUCAACCUUCUUGAUUCUCCUGCGGACGCACGAGAAACUCUCCCGGAGUAUCUAUAACACCCCACCACGUCUGCCUCGGAACCCGUCCCUGCUUAGUCUGUUUCGGCAUUCCUGUAGCAAUAACCCGAUCAUCCAUAUACUGGGAUCGAUUUUCAACCGGAUACACCCGGUGAAUGUGUAUACCCUAUUUGGGAUCUUUCUAGGCAUGUAUCGGUUUUUGCGGUGGCGUCUCUACCCUCAUAGCGAAUCCCGUGGUGAUAUCCCUCCCUGGCUGCGUCCUACCGAAAUUCAGAAAUCUAUCCCGCACCCGGUCUCCAUCGACUUUCUCCCCUGGCCAGGUCUCCGUGAUUACCUCACCACCCACCAAAACGAAGAUGGAAGACACUCAGUCGAUCUGUACAUCCGCUCUGUACGAUUCCGGUGGCCUGAACAUAAGGCAUUUUACAGAACCACGUCGCGCGGCGACAUCGCCCUUAACGAAGAGUUCGUGACCGAAUUGAACAAAUACGAGAAUUGGAUGCUCAGUGCUGAAUGGGCUCGGAUGUUCCCGCAUUUGGCGCAGUAUGUGAAUGUAGAGGAGGGACCCGCGAGCACCAGCCGCGAUUCAAGCAUGCAGACUGAAGGCUAGACGCGGGAGAUAAAUGGGGUUUCAUUGCAUAUUUUGGGCGACCGGCUGGAUUUUUGGUAUUUUAUAUCCUUCAGAGGGCGUUCUCUUGACUGUUUGAAUGCUGGGAGAAAUUCUUGUUCAGCAUGCAAGGGGGUGUGUCGGUCACCUACAGUGAUUACUUUUCCGGGAUCGUCUAGCGAAUAUGCAGGGACGUUCUCAUUCUACUUUUGCGUGGUACUGGGGCCUUUUUCCUGCCUCUGGGCUCUGGAUCGAGCAUGCCACCGUUCUUUCUUUUGUAGCGUAUGACAGAACAGGGGAAAUUUGUGGUCUAUUCGCCAUUUAUGUCUGGCAUUCCCACACUUGAUAAACCACGCUUACUGUUUCCUG